Molecule: messenger RNA, 2726 nt
Organism: Prorocentrum cordatum
Lineage: Eukaryota; Dinophyceae; Prorocentrales; Prorocentraceae
Source: the annotation of a GenBank genome assembly
UUGGCCCGAGGGAAUCCCGUGGCACGUGCAAGCAGACGGCGCCCCCGGGGACUGACCACAUGGGCGACGACGGGCCCGCGGGCGCACCUCCCGCUGUCGGGCAGCACGUGAACCUCGCCGGGACCGGCCAGCGGUGGACAGGACAGAAGUUCGGGGCCAUCGUGGUGGACGUGCGCGGGUCGGAUGGUACCGUGAAGGUCCGGUACACGGACGGAGGGUUCAAGCGUUUUGGGCUGGAGGAGUUUCGGGCGUUGGCUUCUGUGCCAGAGCCCAAGUCUUCCCUCGACAACUGGCAGGUCGGGCAGCACGUCCAUAUAGCAGGCACUGGGCAGUGGUGGGCUGGCAGUGGGUUCGGGGCCAAGAUCGUUGACGUCCGCAAGUCGGACGCUACGGUGAAGGUCCGGUACACAGAUGGCGGCUUCAAGCGCUUCAAGGUAGAGGAGUUCGCUGCGCUCGUCUCUGAGCAGCAGGCAGCGCCCGCGAUGUGGGAGGAGUGGCACAGCGCCUCCCAGGAAGGCGAGGUCUCGGAGCUGCGCCGGUUGCACGACGGGGUGAUGCUGGCGACCAGGACGAAGGGGGACCUGGAGUACGCCGCAGAGCUCAAGGAGAAGUUCGAGGCGCUCGCAACAAAAGAGGACGCGCUCCAGUCACUGCGCUCGCUGCUCGUGGAGGCUGUUAACCGCGGUGACUACAUAGGGGAGCGCACAGGCUGCAGGCCCUCCUCGUGGAGAGGUCGGGCAGCCCGGAGCUGGCCGGCCCCCCGCAGCUCGCCGCGGGGGGCGCCGCGCGCUCGGCGCUCGGCCGGGCCCUGCACCAAGCCUGGACAGCGCCCUCAGCGGGGGGGUCGCGGGCCCAUGGCCAUGUCGUUGCAGAUCGGGUCCCUGAUGUGGCUGCGGACGACGAUGAAUUACCAGUACAGGUACGGCAUGAGCAUGCGCCAGGCCUUGUCCACCCUCUACGCUGAGGGCGGGGUACCCCGUUUCUACCGCGGCCUCGGCCCAGCACUUCUCCAGGGCCCGAUGCUGCGAUUCGGAGACACCGCCACAAAUGCUGGGGUGCUUGCCUUGUUCGACAACAUGGACAUGGGCUGGUGCCCUACAUGGUUUAAGACGCUGUUCACCCGUUCCACGCAUUCCGACGGCCCAGCAAGCAACACACGUGUGGAAAUGCGCUGGUGUGCAGAAUGCCCAGUUGGGGGCACGUGCGUCUGCUUCGGCGUGCGUGCAGGAGUGCAUGGCUGCGUGUGUCGUUCGCUGGAGUGGGUAAGCCUGCAUGCGCCAACGCUUCUGAGGACCGUCUCCAACCAAGCCCACGUCCACCUUGGGCGACGAAUGGCGUUACGGCGACAGCUUCCCAAAGCAGUUGUUCGGAACGUUUUCGGCCGCAGGGGGGGUUCCCCCAAUCAGUGGAAACACCCCGACGGUCGAAUCGCGAAGGACGUUAAGGUCCUCCGUCCCCAAUCGUGACCUCGCUCUGCAGUGUCGUCUUGCAGCCCAGAACCCGAAAUAUUGGGAGCCUAACUCGCCGUUGGCCCAGUUGGCUGGUGAAUUUGCGUCUUCGCUUGCCGCGACUGGGCGCAUUGCUCUGCUUCCAGUGGACACGUUGAAGGUAGUCAUGCAGGUAGAGGGCAAGAAGGGCAUCCCCACCCUUCUGGCAAAGUGGAACCGCAGCGGCGCAAGAGUGCUCUUCCACGGAGGGGUUGCCUCGUCUGCCGCCACGUUUGUCAGCCAUUAUCCCUGGUUCACCGUCUUCAACAUCUUGAACGACAGGAUCCCCAACUACAGCGAGCGGCCGUGGCAGCUUGCGCGGAACGCGGGCAUCGGGUUCUGCGCGUCGGUCUGCUCCGACACCGUGUCCAACUCGCUGCGGGUGAUGAAGACGUGCCGCCAGGCGGGCGACCUGGGCUACGGGGCCAUCGUGCAGAAGGUCAUCAAGGCAGACGGCGUGGGAGGUUUUUUUGUCCGCGGCCUGGCCACGCGGAUCACCGCCAACGGGAUCUCAGGGAUCGCGUUCUCGGUGCUGUACAAGUCGUUCGAGGAGCAGCUGGCGCGCUAGCCCCGCUGCGCCCAGCUCGCGGCGGCCUGCCGCGCUCCACAGGUGAGCACGCGUGGCGACGUGGUCGCAUGCGCCAGGCAGGCCAGAGCGCAGAGUGAAUGAGAGCGCUGUUAGUCGUCGUUAUUUCCUCCCCAGGAAAGGAACAAAAAACCGGUCACAAACGUACGCGAUUGUGUUGACCCUUUUUGUUUCUGUCGCGUGUUUGUCGUGCAGGCGGGUUCCCCAUGUGUAGAUCUAAGAGCUGCACCUGCUGUCGCUGGCCACCACGUCCGUCGUCGCCAGGUCGAGCCGUGAGCGCAGUCGUUCGUGUGCCUGCCUCUUUCAGGGUCCACUCUGCCCACCAGAGCCCCGCGGGGUGCUCUGCGCGAGAGCUGGACUCGGAGCAUCACCUCCCUCCAGCGGGCACAGCUCCUGGGAGUGUGCGCAGGCCCGGCGGCUGGCGCCGCCGACCCUGCAGGCGGGAUUUGCCCCCCGGGACCCCCGCUGGCGACCCCCCUCACAUGUUUCAUUCAAUGAUGGGAUUGUUAGAGUGUCCAUUGUCAUGGCAUCCACAAGUGAUUCGUCCCACCUGCGAGGUGUUCACUUUUUGCGCUGGCGGCUUGGCAGAAUAACUGCGCUGGCGAAGGGCUACCUUAGCUUAGCGGGGGUGCCGUUGUAGCGAAUUGUGCCAG